AUGGCCGGUGACGGUUCAUCCAGCAAGUCGCCAGCAUCAAAUGCUCAUCACUUGACAAACUCUAGCACUUCAUCUACCAACACCACGGAUUCAUAUCAAUCGUCGUCAAGACCUUUUUUACAUUCCUUACACACUGCACCACAUAUCACAUCAGGAGUAUUGCCAUCGCUUAUCACCACCUCAUCUACUCAUUCCAGCACCACUCCUGAAAUGGACAAAUUUGCUCCCACUAAAGAGUCGUGGAUUGACUUGCAAAACACUGUUUAUCCUGCAAUUCGUUUUGGCUCUGUUUCUAUCGCGGCUAUAUGUGCUGCAUUCACUGGAGUGAUGUUUGGAUAUCCUUUCGAUUCGAUUAAAACAAGGAUGCAGGCAUACAUUUACCCAUCGACAAUAGCAUGCAUUCAACAAACCUACGCUCAAGAAGGCUUCAAGGGAUUUUACCGCGGAGUACUCCCUGUAGCUGUCACUGUUUCUAGUCUUAGAUCAAUUUCAUUUUCUGUUUAUUUCAAGUCAAAAGAUGAGUUUUUAAAACUAUUGCCAAACAUAGGCGUGAUGGCCGAGGGAUCUACUGCGAGAAUAUCGGCUGCUUCAUUUUUUGCUGGUGGAACGACAGGAAUGUUUAUGGCUGCACUCAGUGCUCCAAUGGAACUUGUCAAGGUUCAAAGACAAUUAGAACAGGCACCCUCAAGUACAAGCAUGCUUAAAACACCAACCAUAGCAACCACCUCAGUAUCAACGGCGACGCAAUCUGCAUCGAUCCAUUCCGCAUCAACCACGAAUUCGCUGCUUGCAACCAAAUCAGCAAGUACAGGGAAAACCACUUGGCAAUGGUUUAAACAUAUAUAUCGGACAAAGGGACUUCAAGGGUUUGCCAUUGGAUUUCAUGUUCAGAUCGCAAGAGACUUUUUAGGUACAGCGCUGUACUUUUCUAUUUAUGAAACAUUCAAGAUAUGGGCAACGCCUGUAGAUGAAGUGCCCGGACCCAUGAUACAUAUGCUAGGUGGAGGUUUUGCGGGCUCUCUAUCCUGGCUUUUUUUAUUUCCGUUAGAUGUAAUCAAGAGCGUGUUUCAACAAGAUGCAUUUAAACCUCAUCCACAAUACCGUCGAGCAGUUGAUUUUAUUCGCGAAAGAUUUGUCCGGCAGGGCAUACGAGGGUUUUAUCAAGGCAUUGGUCCACAGCUUAUUCGUAGCUUUCCUCUACAUUCGUUGAAUUUUUUAGUGUAUGAACACAUGCUGAAAGUAUGUAAGAAUAUUGGACUGAAUACGCAAAAAGAGGUCGGAUCAAGUCGAGACUGCUGA
Molecule: messenger RNA, 1299 nt
Organism: Batrachochytrium dendrobatidis JAM81
Lineage: Eukaryota; Fungi; Chytridiomycota; Chytridiomycetes; Rhizophydiales
Exons: 4
Coding region: 1-1299 (432 amino acids)
Biological process (GO): carnitine transmembrane transport; mitochondrial transport
Cellular component (GO): mitochondrial envelope
Molecular function (GO): O-acyl-L-carnitine transmembrane transporter activity
Source: RefSeq, a predicted model, not a curated record